Molecule: messenger RNA, 4599 nt
Organism: Theileria parva strain Muguga
Lineage: Eukaryota; Apicomplexa; Aconoidasida; Piroplasmida; Theileriidae
Gene: abc3
Product: ABC transporter
Exons: 1
Coding region: 1-4599 (1532 amino acids)
Biological process (GO): transmembrane transport
Cellular component (GO): membrane
Molecular function (GO): ATP hydrolysis activity; ABC-type transporter activity; ATP binding
Source: RefSeq, a predicted model, not a curated record
AUGGGAAAACGUAGACAAAUUUCUGAUUUAUUUAACAGUACGUUCCAAGAACCCGAUGAUAAACCUGUUUCCGAGCACCAUUACUGGGAAAGUAAAUCAUACUCCAAAACCUACUUUAAUAACAAAUCUCGUUUUUUAAAAUUUAGGUAUUAUGACUCUGUCACUGUUUUGAAAUUCCUUUUCUUUCACUGGGUAGCUAAAUGGGCAUCUCUUCUUUCUAAACAAUAUGUAGAGCCAUACAAGUUACAUCCACUUCCCGUUGCUGACCAAGUCCUGCGUUGGCAUCCAGUUUUCUCCAAGAACCUUAGUGAUUGUCUCAUUGCAUUGGAAUCAUAUGAAACAAGACAAUACGGACACCCAAAUACCAGACCUACCAGAUCUGUUCUAUUGAGAGCCCUAUUCCUAACGUUUUGGAAGAGAACAACAUUUGGUCUCCUAGGUAUUAUAGUUACUAAUGUCCUUAGUAUGAGCAUUGCACUACUGGUCAAGCAUCUUUUGGGCAUCCUGAACACUAGCUCUUUCACUCUUCUGAAAAUAUUUCUGUUCCUAUUUGCUGUAAUAGGUCUUCAGAUUGUUGAUGGGCUUUUGAUUGAAAAUUUCAGUUAUUAUCUUCUUCGAUUAAAAAGCGUAUGGGAACAUUCAGUUGCAAUUGGUGUGUUUCAACAUGGCAUGUGCUAUAGAAGAAAAUAUUUCAAUAACAUUAAUGGUUCAAACUCCUUGAGUGUUUGUAACGGUGUUUUACAUACCUGUUCUCCUGAUUCUGAUUGUUCCAGAAAUCCAUUGUUUUGUCCAGCCAGGAGGUACCAAAACAAAGAUAUUACUCCUAACAUGUUCACGUUUGAGUAUUAUGAUUGCUUCUACGUAUCCCUAUUUGUUGAAUCGGCAAUACCAAUUGUUAACUUUUUGUCAAACUUUAUCUAUGGUGUUGUGUUGAUUUCCAUGCAGAUUAAGAUUAAUUUGUGGGUACUGUACGUAAUUGGCCUUGUUUUCUGCUUUUUAAUGGUUGUUGUUGAGAUUAUUAAUACUUACUUAUUUCAUUUUAUUUGCCUUGUCAAAGAUUAUAGAAUUUCAGAAUGCAUUGAAAUCAUAUCUGAGUUACCUCUCAUCAACAAAUUACUCUACGAUGACAUUGCUAUUAACAUAAUUACUGAAACUAGGAAUUCUGAGUUACUUCUGAUUUUGGUUAGAUUAUUUUUUACAUUACUCAAUAAGUCGUUGUGCGUUAUUUGCAACAAUGUGACAUUCUUUGUACUGAUGAAUUAUUUUGUAAAAUCUGUGAGAGACGCAGAGGUUAUCAAGGAUGUUGACACCGGCGGUUUUCUAUCUUCAUUCUACAUCUUUUUCAGAAUUAUCAACUCAAUGUUCAUGUUCCCGUAUGCACUUGGAAGAUUAACUACUGCUUAUAUAUCAUACAACAGGGUUAAAAAAUACCUUAAAGACUGCUCACCUAAUUUUUACAUCAGUGAUAAUAGACACACCGGGCCAACUGAAAUGUCCUCUGACCUACCAGAUGUUACCACUGAGCUUGCGAAGGAUGUUGUAGUAUUAUAUAAGGAUGCCUCAUUUGCAUGGGUCCACAAUAGGAAAGAUUUUGCCAGUAAGAACAAUGAAGUUCAGCUGAAGAAUGUGAACUUUCAGCUAAAGAGGGGUGAGAUAGCAUUAAUGACAGGUAGUCAGGGUUGUGGCAAAUCUAACUUCAUAAAGUCAGUACUUGGUGAGAUGACAUUGGUUGGAGGUUCAAUGGCAGUAGUUCCUCUUCACACCUCAAUGCCAAUAUUUUACGCCUCCGAAGAAAUUUGGCUUAAAGAAGGAACUAUUAGAUCAAACAUAACAUUUGGACAUAGAUUCGAUGAGGAAAUAUAUAACUUAGUCAUCGAGAAACUUGAGCUUGAAACUGAUAUAUUAUCUUGGGAAAGAGGUGACUUAAGAGUUGUCUCAGAUAAUGCUCACUCACUAAGUUGUGGUCAGAGAGUUAGAAUGGAGAUGGCCAGAGCUAUCUAUGCCUAUCUUGUAUUCAGCAAGGUGAACAAGGAUUACAACAGAAGCCAAUGUUCAUUCCUACUAUGUCUUGACGGAUCAUUUCAUGGAUUAGAUCCAUAUGUAUCCAGAACUGUAUUCUUCAACUUGUUCAAUGCUAAGAAUGGUGUACUAGUUAAGGACGAUCUUGCUGUUAUAGUUUCAUCAUCACUAACCUUGCUGGAUAAAUGUGUCUCACCUACAAAAUUAGGUCAUUUCCCUAAGAUUCCCGUAUACGAGAUUGAUAACAAAUCUGUUCAUUUCAACUGUUAUUUGUCAGAUGUUUUUUCUUACAAAAAGACAUCAAAUGCCUUUGAGUAUAUCACACCUCCUUCAGGUCCAUACGAAUUGAAUUUCUUUACCAAGGAUAUGAUGAAACUUUGUUAUUCAAGCUCUAACACCAGCUCAUCUAGGAAUCACUUAACUAAAUCAAAGUACAGACGCUCACUAACUUCAAUCAUCCAGGAAUGUUAUUCCGAUGAUAAAUUUAAUCCAUAUCUACUAUAUUUCAGGGCAGCUGGAUUUACGUUUGUUCUAUUCACAAUCUUUUCUUUGGCAUCGGGUGUUAUGGAUAACUCUAAGUUCGUCCUUGCAACAAAUCUCACAGAUUAUAUGUUCAAAAAAGCAGGGGAUUAUGACGAUGGCGCCACUGUUGACAUGUCCGAUGUUGUAUCGCACAGCGAUUCUGCCCUAAACGUAAUGCUGAUUAUUGUGUCAGUUAUUAUGGGAUGUUCUCUAGUAUCAGUGUUACUUUUCACGGUUUCAAGUUUAAUGGCAUCAAGAAGAAUACAUGAAUAUUGUCUCACCUCAGUCUUCAAGAACAGCUCAUCUGUGAUUAAGAUCAAAAAGCAGAUAAACCAAAUCAUAACAUAUUUUUCUUCAGAUAUUGUUUUCGUUGAUGAAUGUAUUGGAGAUAUGAUCUUUACCACCUUCUUGUCAUUUAUACAAACUGCGAUUUCCAUUGGAACACUAUUUUACACAAUUCCCCUAUCUGUUCCAUUUAUUUUUAUAUCAUUGGUCAUUGCCUUUGAAUUCAUAGUAUUGAAUAUUGUCAAGUCAUUUAAGAGCAUUCAGCUGGGAUCACUAGAAACUAUGUCACACAUUAACACAACGUGUGAGGAUGCCAUACUCGGAUCACCAAUUUACAGAAGCUUUAAAAAGGAAUGGGAGUUGGUUAAUGAUAUUAUUGAAAGAAAUGAUUAUAAAACGAGGUGCUGGUUUUUGGCAAACUCCUUUGCAAGUUGGGCUUCAGUGUCUUUCAAUUGGUUAUUUUCACUUACAACCGCUCUAUUCCUCACAGGCCUGAUCAUAUUUGACAAGUUUACUGACUUUAAGAUGAAUGUUGGUUAUUUUGGAUUAGGUUUAUCACUUAGUAUGAGUGCCAUCAAAUCUUUCAACAAUUGUUCCUUUUGUUUUGCCAGGCUGCAGGUUUUUAUAUGUUCACUUCGAAGAUUUUUGUGCUUUAUUCCCCCCGGAUCCAAAUACGUAUUUGACAAAUUCCGCAAUGUUCAUCAAGAGGAUUUAGUUAUCAGUUCAUCAAAACCUGAGGACCAAAUUAAUACAACUAACUUGCUUAGGAGAAGGGCAAUUGAAUUCAAAGACACCAAUCCCAACUUCUUAAAGAGGAUGUUAUUCAGGCCUAAGUUCAACUUCAUGUACGUUUCGAAUUAUCUCCCAUCUGAACACACCGGGGUAGUAUUGAAGGAUCUCUGUGUUUACACCAAUUCACUGAUGAAUAAGGAAGGCCUCAUCCUUAACAACAUUAACGCAACACCCAGCAAGUCUGAUAUCAUUGGAAUCAUUGGCAGAACAGGCGCUGGUAAAACAACUUUGCUAUCUGUGCUGGAAGAUAAUGUUAGAAAUCGAACUGGUCAAGUCCUGCUUGAUGGUAGAGAUUUACAAGAAAUUCCCAAGAGUGUCCUGAGACAUAUAGUUGGCGUUCUUCCCCAGUUACCAUUUGUCUUCAAGGGUUGGACCAUUAGAAGGUUCUUGGAUCCAAGGAGACUAUUUACUGAUGAUGACAUUAAUGAAGCUCUUGAAAAUUGUGGUCUUCUUGAUUUUGUAAAUUGCCUUCCAGGCGGUAGAAAACUUGAUACUGUAGUUGUACCCAAACCACUUAAUACUGGCAAAAAAAUUCUUGACCAAGAUCCAAAGGAAUCUUUUAACAGGGGUAAGGAAUCUUACCGCGAAGACAGCUCAAUGACCAUCGAUGCUCCUAAAUCAACAGGUACAAUGUUAUCUGUAACUCAGCUCAGAACACUUUGGUUUGCGAAGUUAGUAUUGUGCAGACAUCAGUACAGAAUGUUAAUCAUUGAUGAACCACCAUCUGAUAACAUUUCUGAGGAUGGCUCUGAAGUUCAAGAUAUGGGUAUACCAAUCUAUGAACUAUUGGAUAAAUACUUUAAACACUGCACAUGUUUUGUUACUGCACACUUCUCCAAGGUUCUCAAAUCUUGUACAUCCGUUUGGGUAAUGCAUCACGGCAGACUUAUAAAGACCUGCAGCGCUUCAGAAGUAUCCAAAAAUGAAUCAAUCUCAAAUGUAAUUGAAGAGAUGGUUACCAAGUAUUCGAACCAACCUUAA